Molecule: messenger RNA, 2717 nt
Organism: Anopheles aquasalis
Lineage: Eukaryota; Metazoa; Arthropoda; Insecta; Diptera; Culicidae
Gene: Ctps
Product: CTP synthase
Biological process (GO): pyrimidine nucleobase biosynthetic process; CTP biosynthetic process
Cellular component (GO): cytoplasm; cytoophidium
Molecular function (GO): identical protein binding; CTP synthase activity
Source: RefSeq, a predicted model, not a curated record
AAGACCGCGUGUGCGAGUUUCGGGGCCUUCCCUUUUCGCGAAAUCAAGUUUCUGAAGACCACCGUGACCAGCCAACCGUGAAGGGUAUCGUGUGAGUUCGUUUGCUAGAAACUGGAAAUCGUGUUGGUGCAAAUACUGGCAUCCUUGGCCCGUGGCACGUUUUCCAACCGGCGGCCUCCCAGUGCCCGCGUGCUCGCGCCAAAGAAAAAGAGCAGCAGCAAGAAGGAGACGAAGGCACGUGCGAGAGCGAGCAGAUAGACCUUUGUUUACAAACUCGUAUAGCCGUGCUGCUCGGAUUUUUUUUCUUUCGCUCUCACUCAGCAUCCGCCAAGGCUUCCUGGGGGCCACCAUGAAGUACAUCCUAGUGACGGGCGGUGUGAUCAGCGGAGUGGGGAAGGGCGUGAUUGCGAGCUCCUUCGGGACGCUGCUCAGUGCGUGCGGCAUUCCGAUAACGUGCAUCAAGAUCGAUCCUUAUAUCAACAUCGACGCGGGAACGUUCUCCCCCUUCGAACACGGCGAGGUGUACGUACUUGACGAUGGCGGUGAAGUGGAUCUGGAUCUGGGGAACUACGAGCGCUUCCUGGAUGUGGUGCUGCACCGGCACAACAACAUAACCACCGGCAAGGUGUACAAGAAUGUUAUCGACGGUGAGCGUGAAGGCAAAUAUCUCGGCAAAACGGUGCAAGUGGUCCCUCACAUUACCGACGAGAUACAGGAGUGGGUCGAACGGGUGGCCAAGACCCCGGUCAAGGAUAAUGUGGAACCGAAGGUGUGCAUCAUCGAGCUGGGCGGUACGAUCGGUGAUAUCGAGGGUAUGCCGUUCGUCGAAGCGUUCCGGCAGUUCCAGUUUCGUGUGAAAAAGGAAAACUUUUGUGUGGCGCAUGUCUCGCUGGUGCCUUCGCCCCGGGCUACCGGUGAACCCAAGACGAAGCCAACACAGGCCAGCGUACGAGAAUUGCGUGGGCUCGGACUGAGCCCUGAUUUGAUCGUAUGUCGCUCCGAGAACCCGAUCGGUGAUGAGGUGAAGGAAAAGAUCAGCAACUUUUGUCACGUGGCACCGGAGCAGGUGAUCACCAUACCCGAUCUGUCAUCAAUCUACCACGUGCCGCUGAUGAUGGAACAGGCCGGUGUCGUCGAUAUUGUGAACGAGCGGUUACAGCUUAAUCUGGGCAUUCCGAGGCCACCCGGUUUCAUGCAAUCAUGGCGUGAUCUGGCCGAGCGAGUAGAGAACGUUUACAAGAAGGUCAACAUUGCGCUGGUCGGCAAGUACACGCGACUGGAAGAUGCGUACGCUUCCGUGUCGAAGGCGCUAAUGCAUGCAUCGAUCGCCGUCGGCUACAAACUGGAGCUUAAAUUCAUCGAAGCGUGCAACCUGGAACGGGAUGUGAAACGGCAAAAUCCCCAUCUGUACUACGACGCUUGGCACACGCUCACCAACAGUCAUGGCAUCAUCGUACCGGGUGGCUUCGGUACUCGUGGAGUGGAAGGCAAGAUACGGGCUUGCCAAUGGAGCCGUGAAAACAAAAAGCCUAUGCUGGGCAUUUGCCUCGGGCUGCAGGUGGCCGUGAUUGAGUUUGCACGAAAUGUUCUCAAGCUAGAGGAUGCCGCCUCUACCGAAGUUUACGAGGAAACACCUCAUCCGUUGGUCGUCGAUAUGCCAGAGCAUAACCCUGGUUCGUACGGCGCAACGAUGCGUCUCGGCAAACGAACUACCGUCUUCAAAGGAGACAGCAAAAUCCGCAAGCUGUACAACGGCGUAGAUCACAUCGAUGAGCGGCAUCGUCACCGGUACGAGGUGAAUCCGGAUUACGUUGCUGAGCUCGAAAAGCACGGCAUGCGGUUCGUUGGGCACGACGAGGAUGAACAACGGAUGGAGAUUAUGGAGCUAGACAAUCAUCCGUACUAUGUGGCCACACAGUUCCACCCGGAGUAUCUAUCGCGACCGCUUAAACCGGCUCCCGCCUUUCUUGGGCUUAUUCUCGCGGCUGUCGGCAAACUGGACAGCUAUCUAACCACCGGUCAGUUGAAGCGGCAGCAACUGAAUAAUCAAACCCAUCAGCUGCUUACGUGCGAAAGUUCUAGCGAUGACGAUCUGCAACAUCAGCGCCGGACACGGCCCCUCAGUACCGGCGGAAGUCCGGAAAAGAGCAAAAAAGGCGCAUCGCCAACGAAACAGAAUGGGGUUAGUACGCCGACGACGGUGACCGAAACAAUCACGAAUGGCAACGCAUCAUAGAGGCACCGUAGUCUGGUGAUCUGGCGUAACAAACGAUUUCCAGUGUUUUCAACUAUUAUCCCAGUGCAACGAAAUACGCUGCUGCUACUGAUUAUUUUUUUUGCAAAACUUUCACUUAAAGUGUCAAUAGAAUUGCUAGGAUAGGGCGUAAAUAUUAUAAAUUAGGAAUCAAUGAAAUGCGAGGAGAAGUAUUUGGUACUAACAAUAAAAUGUAAAGUCUUGGAACGCUUUCAGACGAAGAAUAAUGUGGUAUAGACAGUUAUGACAUAUUUUCUAUGUGGCAAAAGUAAACCCUUAUCCAACGCCACAGUAAAUGUUUAAAAACAAAAUUAAGAUCAAAUGGUAAAGCCAUGUUAAUCGUAAGACCGAGCGUUUCCGAUAUUAGGUCUAUCAAGCUACUUUCUUCCCCUAAGACAUUAUGUUUAACUAGCUUUGUCCGGAAAGGGGCGAAAAAAAGGAUAAUAAAACAAUUUGAAUCGAA